GUCUGUGCUUGUCAGGGGGCUGUAACAGUCACUGACACUGUAUCUGCCCCACAGAGAGCAGCGGAACAGAGAGCGACUCAGUCUGGGAGAGAGAGAGAGAGGGAGAGACAGAGAGAGAGAAAGAGAGUGAGUGAGAGAGAGAGGGAGAGACAGAGAGUGAGAGAGAGAAAGAGAGUGAGUGAGAGAGAGAGAGGGGGAGAGAGGGAGAGAGAAGCGGGGGAGAACUGGAAUGCACCGGCGCUGAAGCGGACUGCUCUCCCGUGUUUACCUCCUGACGCUCGGCAAGUCUGAGGGAGCCGCCCGCCGCCGAAGACCCCGCCGCCUUUUGGGCCUGGAGAGCCGUGAUGAGCGCCGCCCCCCCCGCCGGGUCUGCCCAGGUCCCGCAGCCUCCAGCCUCGGCAGCGCGCUUAGCGGAGCCCAAACCGCCCGUCUCCCCCUCGCCUCUCUCUCCCGCCACAUAACUAACCUGUCGCCCCUGCGAGUCGGGACGCGUGCGCUACGGACACGCCGCGACCCGAAGAGGACCGAGACGCAGACGGAAGAGGGGGGGUUCGGCCGUAACCGAAAGACAGAGUUUCGGAGGAGAUGUCCAAGCCUUCGCGGUUGGCCCGGCCGUCCUCGGCGGGCGCGGCGUCCAAGCUGCCCUCGCCGCGGAAGGAGAGCCAGGGCCGGCGGCCCAGGGCGCCCAGCGCGGGGGACAAGCUGACGAGGGCCGGCAGCGAGGGGAACCUGGCGAAGCAGAACCCCGCCGCGCCGCCGCCCGCCGCCCAGGAGACCCUGCCUAAGAGGAGAGCGAGCCCGCCCAAAGAGCCAGGGAGAGGCAAUCUGAGGGUGACGUCCCCCGAGGAUGCUGAGCACCUCAGCAGGAAGCAGAGCGCAGCCAACGGGAGCGGUCGCCCGGACCCCAAAGCCUGCCGCAGCGUCCCCAGGAGACACACCGUAGGGGGGCCGCGCAGCUCCAGAGAGAUCCUCGCCAUGCAGCCCUCCGACAUGGACAAGAAGCGGGAGGCCUUCCUGGAGCACCUGAAGCAGAAGUACCCUCACCACGCUUCUGCCAUCAUGGGACACCAGGAGAGGCUCAGAGAACAGGCCUUACAGUUCAUGCUGUCCUCUCUCCAUUCUGAACUUGACAUUCAAAGGUACUUGCUGAAAAUCGAAUCAUCCCAGAGAAGCAGGAGCCCCAAGCACUCCCCGAACCCGCAGCCUGGAGUCGGGGACCAGGCGGAGCACCUCUCCGUGGCCUCGCUGGAGUCUCUGGAUGCCAUGUCCGAAGGAGAAGCCCCCGCCGCCUUCACCCGGGGCACUCGCACUCGGGCCAGCUUGCCCGUGGUGCGGUCUGCCAACCAGACCAAGGACAGGUCGCUAGGUGUGCUGUACCUUCAGUAUGGAGAUGAGACCAAGCAGAUCCGAAUGCCCAAUGAGAUCACCAGCGCGGACACCAUCCGGGCCCUCUUCGUCAGUGCCUUCCCCCAGCAGCUCACCAUGAAGAUGCUGGAGUCCCCCAGCGUGGCCGUGUACAUCAAGGACGACGCCAGGAACAUGUACUACGAGCUCUCGGACGUGAGGAACAUCAUGGAUCACUCCUUCCUCAAGGUGUACCACAAGGACCCGGCGCACGUCUUCAGCCACAAUGCCCGGCCCACCAACGGAGACAGCAGAAUGCACAGGGAGAUGCUGUACGGGGGCAGGGAGGGGCAGCUCACUCUGAGUCGGCAGCCCAUGAGCCCCCCCGCGGCCCACCCCAUGGCAGGCACUCUGCCGCCCAACGCUGGCCUCUCUAUGCCCCCCUCGCCCUCCAGGAUCCCCUACGGGCCCCGCGGUGGGGCCAUGCCCGGCAACGCCACCCUCCCCAGGGACCGGCUGUCUAGCGUGCCCCCGAACCGCUCCGUCUCGCCCUGCCCCAGCGCCAUCCUGGAGCGGCGGGACGUCAAGCCCGACGAGGACGUGAGCAGCAAGGGCGUGGCCCUGGCGCGGGGCGAGGGCCUGUACGCCGACCCCUACCUGAUGCACGAGGGUCGCCUGAGCAUCGCCUCGUCCCACAGCGGCCACCCGGGGGACGUCCCCGACCACGGCAUGGGCGGCUUCCACCGCGCCUCCGUCCGCUCCAACAGCUCCUACGCCAGCUCCACCAUGAGCUCGGACGGCGCCGAGCACCACAGCCUCUACAGGCAGAAGUCCCGCAAGUACGGCGACAGCCAGCUGCCCACCCUGGGCUCCAAGACCCCGCCCCCGUCGCCCCACAGAAUGGCCGACGUGCGGCUGGUGGACAUCCACCCCGGCCAGGCCGCCCACAUCCCGCCGCAGGGCGUUCAGAUGGAGAGGGGCUCGCCCGUGCGCCACUCCUUCAGGAAGGACAGCUCGGGCGGCAUGGAGACGGUUACCAAGGCCAGGAGCAACAUGGCCUCGCCCGUCAUCGCCGACCUCCCGAUGGGACAGGGGGACAGGCCGCCCCACGCCAUGUCCUCCAACGACCCUCAGACACGAGAGCGAAUGAAGGCCAUGGAGCAGCAGAUUGCCAGUCUAACAGGGCUUGUUCAGCACGCACUUUUCAAAGGGCCAACUGCCAGCAGUGCCAAGGAGGCCUCCAGUGACAAAAUGGUGAAGAGGGCGUCCCCUGUCCACAGCGCAAACAGCGGAGGAGCCUCGCCCAUCCUCGCGGCCAAGAGCCCGGCCGAAAGCUCUCCGACGCCCCCUCCCCUCGCGGCCCCCGCACCCCUGCAGGCCAACCUGGCCCACUUUCGGAAGAACGUCUCGGACCUGCGGCUGCAGCUCCUCCAGAUGAGACAGCUGCAGCUGCAGAACCAGGAAACGCUGAAGCUGAUGGUGAAGCGGGCGGAGCAGGAGAUCAGCGGGAAGCUGGUGGAGGCGGUGAAGAGGCUGGAGGACCCGGCGCAGCGGCAGAGGGUGCUGGUGGAGGAGGACAGGCACAAGUACCUGAGCAUGGAGGAGAGGGUGCUGGUCCAGCUGGGGGAGCUGGAGCAGUACGUGGACGAGCUGAAGAAGGACUCGGCGUCCAGCGCGGUGCAGAGGGCCGUCACGCUGAAGGACGUGGAGGAGGGCGCGGUGGGCCUGCGCAAAGUGGGCGAGUCUCUGGCGGGGCUCAAAGGGGAGUUCCCGGCCCUGCAGACCAAGAUGCGGGCGGUGCUGCGGGUGGAGGUGGAGGCCGUGAAGUUCCUGAAGGAGGAGCCGCACAAGCUGGACAGCAUGCUGAAGCGGGUGAAGAACCUGACGGAGACACUCAGCAGCCUGAGGAGGCUUGUCACAGACAGCCCUUUGAAAGGCUCGGAGAGUCUGGUAGUGAGGGAGACCAGCGCGGUUGCCGUGGUGGAGUCAGAGCCCCCGCCCAGCGCGGUGCAGGACUCGUCCCCGCCCCCGCCCUCGUCCGCCUCCCCCACCGGGCUCCCCGAGCCCCAGAGCUCCUCCAUUCGCUCAGAGGCCGCGGAGAAGGAGUGGGCGGAGAGGAGGCAGAACAUGGGUCAGUACGACGGGAAGGAGUUCGACAAGAUCCUCCAGGAGGCGCAGGCCAACAUGAUGAAAGGCAUCCCCAACCUUGAGGUGGGCGAGGAAGAGGCCCCUGCAGCGCCCCCUGCAGUACAGGGGGAUGAGGUGGACACGCCCCAGCCUGUGGAGUCGCCCCCGAAAGAGGCUCCGGUGCCGGAGUCGAGCCCUGAGAAGCCGGUGCAGCCCAGCCCUGAGCCCCGGGCCCUGGCCAGCCCUCCCCCCGUGGCUGAGAAGCCAGCCAGGAUCCUUCCGGAAAAGCCCGCCAAGCCCAGCCUGGACAAAGUGGCCAAGCUGAACGCGGAGAAGGCCUGCAAGUCCCCUCCCCCGCCCCCUCCCCGGCGGAACUACCCCCCGGGCUCCGGGCUGACCACCGGGAGGUCAGGGGAGGUGAUAUUCACCAGCAGGAAGGAGUCUGUCUCUGCUCAGGAGGGGGAGGAAGAGGCCGCGCCUCCGCAGCCACCCAAACCCAGCAAGGUUCCCCCGGAGAUCAAGCCAAAACCGCAGACUCCGCCCCCCAUCGUGGCCUCUGCCAUCUGCGACGAGGAGGAUGAAGGAGACAAGAUCAUGGCAGAGCUGCAGGUUUUCCAGAAGUGCACUGUUAAGGAUGUAGGGCCAAAAUGUUUUAUUGAACAUACAAGAGUUGAGCCCCAAGUCAGAGAAUUGAGGCCCGGGUCCUUAAUGUUACCCAAAGACAAAAAGCAGAACUCGGAGCUCCAGCGGGAAGAGAAAGAAUCCCACACAGACGAAAACGGGAAUGACACGAUGCGACAGAGCCCAGGGGUCAUAUACUACGUCACAGCGCAGAUCUCCAAAGAGCAGCAGCCUUCGCCGGGAGCGGAAGACCAGCCCGAGCGCAAAGAAGCCCCAGUUUCUCCCUCACAGGUUGCAAAUGUGAAUGCUUUUGAAAUUUCCCAAAGGCAGCAGCAGUUAGUGGCAGACAAGGCGCCCGUUAUCUUGGCGCUGGCGGCGGCGGCUGAGAGUCAGCCGAGCCCUCCCGCCGCGCGGCGCGUAGCGGCCGCCUGCCCUCCGAGCGAGGGCCCCGGGGCGGAGGCGCAGGUUCCGUCGGGCAGCCCUGUUCCCAGAGAAGAGGCCGCAGAACCUGCGUCUCCCGCUCUUACCCCUGGAAAGCAGGUAGUGGCCUCUCCUAUCCAGGUAAUCCAAGUGCCCCCCGUCGCUGAGCACCCGCCGCCAUUGGCCGAGCCCUCGGCCCCGCCCUCGCUCAUCAGCCAAGAGGAUUCCGGCUGUUUUGAGUCCCCUCCGGAGAGCCCGGACAGUGACUAUGGCGACCAGCUGGUGCUGGGGUCCUCCAAAGCUCGAGUGAGGUAUGUGGAGGAGUACACCAGCCUGAGCCCCGAUCUCCCCGGUGACGAGGGCCCGCCCCCACCCGACAACAUCGCGUUCAUGAUUACGAACACCAAGGUGCAGGCGCUGUCCUGCGGCGAGUACCAGGAGAUCGUGAACACCAGAGGGGAGACGGUCCAGACCGUCAACGUGGACGACGACCGGGGCAUGAUGGCUCAGGAAGACAACGGCUUCAACAAGAAGCCCGUCAUCAUCAUAUUCGACGAGCCCAUGGAUAUCCGGUCGGCCUACAAGCGGCUCUCCACCAUCUUUGAGUCCGAGGAGGAGCUGGAGAGGAUGCUGUCGGAGGAGCGGAUCGAGGAGGAGAACGAGGAGGCGGAGGAGGAGUUGGAUCCCGAGAGGCACGACCUCCAGGUAAAGUCCGCGGCGCUUGAAAGCGAUAGGGUAGUCGCAGCCGCGCACAGCCGCCCCGCGGAGAAGCCCCAUAGCCACCGGCGCAGCAGGGCCUCCAGGGAGCCGUCCGCCGAGCCGGCCGAAGAGGCCCAGACCGAGCCGACGGCCGCCGACGACGGCAAGCAGGACGCCAAGAAGAAGUUCAAGUUCAAGUUCCCCAAGAAGCAGCUGGCGGCCCUGACGCAGGCCAUCCGCACGGGGACGAAGACGGGCAAAAAGACCCUGCAGGUGGUGGUGUACGAGGAAGAGGAGGAGCCCGACGGCACGCUCAAGCAGCAGAAGGAGGCCAAGAGGUUCGAAAUCGGCCGCACCAAGUCCCAGCCUUUACCCAACAACGGCGCCCCCCCCGUCCCCCCAAAACCAGGGUCGCCGCCGGCCGAGCCCUCGCCGGUGGAUUCGCACUGCCGGACGGACGAGAUCCGCAAGAGCACCUACAAGACCUUAGACAGCCUGGAGCAGACCAUCAAGCAGCUGGAGAACACCAUUAGCGAAAUGGGCCCCAGGGCCGCGGAGGAGGCCGCCAACGAGGAGUCCAGAGCGUACUCUGUUCAGGUAGGGGGGCCGGCGGGCCGAGAGGCGGAGCACACGGACGUCCCCUCCCCCAAGGGAGCGCGGUCUCGCCCCUCUCUACCCAAUAAGGCCCCUCUGCGUAAGAAGCCCAAACCGCAGCUCCUCCCCCGACCAGCCGUCAUCCCCAACACCAACACCACAGCCACCACUGCCGCCACCACCAGCGAACAGAACACCAGUGUUGCUUCCUCUGCUAGUCGGAUGCCGGUGCCCGUGUCUGCCAAAUCGAGACAGCCACCAGGGGGCACCGAAAAGGCAGGAAAACAGCAAAAGCUGCAGGACCCUCAGAGGCAGUUCCGACAGGCUAACGGAAGCGCUAAGAAAACUGGUGGGGAAAAUAAAUCCAAUUCCCCUACUUUACCUGCUUCUAAGAUCCCAGCCUUUUAUCCUAGCUCUGGAAAAAACAGCCCUCUGUCUGCUCCUAACUCAGAUGCUACUAACCCUGUUAAUUCCUCUUCCUCUUCCUCUUCCUCCUCUAAGUCUUCCAUCCCGAGCCCCAGCCAUGCCAACCCCUCCCGCCCCGCCUCUGUGUCCUCCCACAUCCCCUCCCUGUCUAACGGAACUCUCAAGCUCCCCAGCUCCACUCACACUGGUAAAGGUCCACAUCUCUCCUUCUCACCGCAGACUCAAAAUGGCCGAACGUCCUCCUCCUCCUCCUCCUCCUCCUCUUCCUGCUCUCCCUCCCCCCUCUCUCCCCUGUCCCCCACCUCCCUGGGCCAAGGUGCGAAGAGCAUCCGAACCAUACACACACCCAGCUUCACCAGCUACAAGCCACACAACGGGAGCAAAUCCACAAUCCCAUCCGCCUCAUCAUCCAAGGACACAGCAUGAUGGCUUUUGUUUGGUGGGUCGCAUUUGGUCGCUGUCGCAAAGCAAAGAGCAUUGUAGGUGUGCACUGUCCUCCAGCAGCUUUUUUUAAAGAUUAUUUUUGCUUUUUUACUUUUGAUUUUGGUUUUUCCUUCAUUAAUAUUUGAUUUUAAUACAGCGGCAUUCACAUGGCAAUGCUUUGUGUCUCAUUUAAAUCUUUUAAAUAGCGUUUGCUCCAUUACUAAUGUUAAUAACCUGAUAACUUGAGACAAGCCUAAAAAGAGACUCGAGGCAUAGAAUACUGUGUACAUAUACAAAAAAGACAAAACACAAGUGAUUUAGUUCUACUGAGCAGUAGUUAAUGUAGAAGUUGUCAAUAACUGACUAUUUUUUUGGGUUGUAGUUUUUACUCAAUGGUAUUGAAAGUAUAUUUUUAUUAAAGCAUUAGAAGGGAUGGAAAUAUAGAACAGAUGUAUUCUGAGUGAAAACAUGUAAAACUGCUUUUAUUUUUCAAAAACAAAACUGGAUGAUUAUAGUCUAUUUUGAUCUAAUAUUAGGGAUUUUAUUUUGCCAGCGAUUACAUGGCCAUAUUAAACUUUCAAAUUAAUUAAAUACUGUAUGUCUUUUUAAAUCGAACUACAUGGCUUUAUUUUGUUUCUCUUAGCUUCCCAUUCCCAGUUUAUUUUAACAAAUAGUAUCAGUGAUAACUGGUUUUAUGAGGUUUAUCUGUUUUCUGUCUUUCGUAGUUAUUGUGCCUAUUUGCCAAAGUUGUUUGUAUUUCAUUCUCAAGGUUAUACUUAUUGAUUGAAAAACACUGUGUGGGAAUUUUAUGUGUACAGUUUGGAGUGACACGCACUCCGUUACCCUACUCUCUUCAAUAGCUUUACUGAGCUCUGUGUUCUUUAAGUUAAUGGUUCUUGAUGUUUAAAUGUAUACUAAAGGAUAGUAACUGACAUACUACCACAUGUAUAUAAAUGCUUAUCUCCUGAGAAACUUAGUAUAGUUUUGUUAACAUACCAAAGUUUAUUUCUAUGCAUGCCUUUCAGAUAUUUUAAAAGAUAUAUUUGACGCUAAUGUAAAAGAAUAAUUGUUUGCACAGAUAGAUUUUGUAAAUAUUUUGUUUCCUCAUUUUGUAAAGCUUUAAACCAUAUUGCAUAAAAGCGCUGUGGUAAAGAAAUAAUUGUGUUGGUAUUAAAAAUAAUAAAGGGCCA
Anguilla anguilla (European eel) is the source of this 7844-nucleotide messenger RNA. RefSeq names its product sickle tail protein. The record is from RefSeq and is a predicted model, not a curated record. Lineage: Eukaryota; Metazoa; Chordata; Actinopteri; Anguilliformes; Anguillidae. Bases 586 to 6657 code for a protein of 2023 amino acids. The transcript is spliced from 22 exons. Gene Ontology annotation, cellular component: cytoplasm.